Molecule: messenger RNA, 1110 nt
Organism: Pseudomyrmex gracilis
Lineage: Eukaryota; Metazoa; Arthropoda; Insecta; Hymenoptera; Formicidae
Exons: 2
Coding region: 1-1110 (369 amino acids)
Biological process (GO): DNA replication
Molecular function (GO): DNA binding; DNA-directed DNA polymerase activity; nucleotide binding
Source: RefSeq, a predicted model, not a curated record
AUGACGGUACGUUGCCGGUGGUGCGGUGUGCGCGAAUUCGUGUUCCGCGAUGAUCCGGUGAGGCAAUUCGUCGAUUUCAUUACGAGAACGACAAAAUGUUUCAAGCAGAUUAUCUGCUUUGCGCACAACGCCAAGGCGUUUGACGCGCAGUUCAUCCUUCGUUACAUCACGGAAAAACGUGUCGAUUUGGAUCCACGAGUAAUAUUAAACGGGACGAAGAUUGUCGUAUUAACGGCCGGGCGUACGAAAUUUAUUGAGAGUAUCAACUAUAUGCCAAUGCGUUUGUCAGCUCUGCCGAAGGCUUUCGGUUUGCGGGGUGGGGUGGAAAAGGGAUAUUUUCCACAUUUAUUUAACACACUCGUGAAUCAGUCGUACGUCGGUCCGUUACCAGCCGUUGAAUAUUANUCGCCGGAUAGUAUGUCUAGCGAAGAACGCGAACGUUUUUUGUCGUGGCACGCGGAACAGAUGCGCGAAAACGCNGUUUUUGACUUUCAACGCGAGAUAGUUCGUUAUUGUCGUAACGACGUUGAUAUCUUGCGGCAAGCGUGCAUGGCUUUCCGCAAAAUAUUUCUCGAGCGCGGAAACGUAUGUCCGUUCAAAGAAUGCACGACCAUCGCUUCCACAUGUAUGCGCAUUUUCCGCAAAAACUUUUUACAUGAGGAAGAGAUCGGCGUCAUUCCUCGCGGCGGAUAUCGCCUCGCGGAUACGCAAUCCCGCAAAGCUCUGCAGUGGCUGGUGUGGAAGGAGCGCAAGCUCGGCCGCAUCAUUGUUCACGCGGGUCAUGGGCGAGAACAUCGUCUCGCGGAAGUCGGAGGCAUUCCCGUCGACGGGUAUUACGAGACGGCGAACGUGAGCGAGAUAUGGCAAUACGAGACGAGCCGAUACGACGCUGAUACGCGUCAAGGGGGAUUAUUUGCCGAAUACAUAAACUGUUUUCUGAAAUUGAAGCAAGAGGCGAGCGGAUGGCCAAGCGAAUGCGUGGACGACCAAUCUAAAGAACACUAUCUUCGAGAAUACAAAGCAGUCGAGGGUAUCGCUCUAGAUAGAGCAAACAUUGCGCAAAAUCCGGGUUUACACUCAGUCGCAAAGCUGUGCCUCAAUUCGUUUUGA